AUGGCAACGAGACCGCGACAUAUACUCAUCACAGGCGGGAGUCGCGGCAUCGGACUAUCCAUAGCCCAACUAUUCGCAAAAAAUGCAUACAGAUGCACCCUGAUAUCGCGUUCAGAGCAAAAUCUUCAAGCCGCCGUCUUGUCAUUACACCCUCUGACAACACCCCAUCCCCAAUCAACCUUACCAGACACAAACUGCAUCCAAUACCAGCACGGCUACAUAGCAGCCGACAUAUCCGACGGCCCAACCUUCUGGUCCGCCCACUCCUUCGGCACCCACCUCCCCAAACCACCCCGGAGCGCACCCUCCACACACCCCUCGUACAUCGACGUAGUCGUAAACUGCGCCGGCAUAACCCAAGCCAGACUCUUCAGCAUGCUCGACGAGACCACCAUCGACAAACUCAUCACCACCAAUCUAACCGCCCUAAUGCACGGCACUAAGUUCUUAAUCCGCAAUGGGUACAUGCGCGGCCCCAAGACCGAAACUCAGGGCCACAGCCCAACUAUUAUUAACGUGGCCUCACUUCUGGGUCUGCAGGGCGGGUACGGUGCAGUUGCUUAUGCGGCGUCGAAGGCGGGUGUGCUAGGUUUCACGCGCGCGCUGGCGACCGAGUAUGCGAGUCAUAAGGUGCGGGUUAAUGCUAUUGUGCCGGGCUACGUGGAUACGGAUAUGACGAGAGAUCUCAACUCUGCGGAAAUCCAACAAAGAAUUCCGCUGGGUAGGUUUGGGACACCGGAAGAAAUUGCGCAUGCGGCGCUGUUUCUUGCGGAGAAUCAGUAUGCACAUAAUUGUGUGAUUAAUCUGGAUGGGGGGCUGUCUGCCAUCUGA
Bipolaris victoriae FI3 is the source of this 831-nucleotide messenger RNA. RefSeq lists its product as hypothetical. NCBI's taxonomy places the organism in Eukaryota, Fungi, Ascomycota, Dothideomycetes, Pleosporales, Pleosporaceae. The transcript has 2 exons. Bases 1 to 831 code for a protein of 276 amino acids. Gene Ontology annotation, molecular function: oxidoreductase activity, acting on the CH-OH group of donors, NAD or NADP as acceptor. The record is from RefSeq and is a predicted model, not a curated record.